AGUGCACCAGGCUUUGGUGGAUGCGAGUGAAUGAUAUUCGAGUUCCACUUCUGACACCAAUUGGCGUCUAGGGAGGGGAGAAUGAGGACGCUGUCAUUCGAGAAUCUGCGGAGGCUCGUUGGCCGGCGAAAAGACCGGGACGAGCCGUCGUUCGAGCGCAGUGAGUCUUUCAAGCGCAUAUCCAUCCGCAAGAGCUACUUGGACCGGGGCAAAAGACGUAUCAGGCAACACCAACUCCACCAAAAGUCGAGCGAGGUACCAUCAACGGUUUCGACAACUGCCGAGUCCUCCGUCCACAUUGUCGAUAAAUCGACGGCGCCAACUGUGGUCACGGUCCACGUGUCGUCGCAACCACUGGCGAAGAGUAACAGUGGAGUCAUUAUCGGUCCCACGGUCAUCCAAGUGCGAGGUAGUGGUCACUACUCGGACGAAUUUGAGAUCGACGAGAAGAAGGACCGGAAGAUCAAUCGUGAUGACGUGGAGAUAAUCAAGACAGGUGGCAAUAACGAGGACGACCCGAACAACGACUAUGAAGAAGAGGAUGAAAAGAAACUAAAGCGCGAGACUGCGGGGACCAUUGUCUACGGACAGUGGAUGCUCAAUGACGCUGAUUCCUCGUACAACUCGUCCAAAGAACGUGAGUCCCGUGUUGGUGACUCCUACUCUUCCCGGGACUCGAGGUACAAUGUAGAUUCGUCCUCCCGGGAAAGGAUAUAUAUUACAACGACGAGUCCGGACAAUAAACCCACUGUACCACCAGUCCGCAAGUGCAACAAUAACAACAACAACAAUAAUAAGGUGUCUUCGGUCCUGAUCGAGCUGGAAAAGUCCCCGCUCUUGCCCAGGUCACAGGUCAAAGUGGUCCAGGAGCGAGACGAGAGUGUCUGGACUCCAGCAUCGCCAGUGUCCAAGGACUGCACCUGCGGCGCUGUCACAACCGUGAACGUGGGAAACGGCAGUUGGAACAAGUCGAGCAACGUCCUUCUCAGCCAGGGUGUCUGCAGCGAUCGUGGUUCCGCCAUAAGUGUCAUCGGAGUGAGUGGUGUCAGCAGUGGGCCAGUGUCGUUGGCCAGUAGUGGUGGGAUCAAACCUACCGUCAACGGUAACAACAGGACUGACACCGCGAGGACCACCGGGUCGGGCUUCAGUCUGUCCCUGUCCAUCUCGAGGCUGACGACGGACCUCCGAGCCGCGGCCGUGUCCACCAAAAAUGAGCUGUUCAGGAGACGCAAGAGGCCAACCACCCAGCAGACCAAGCCCUCCCCAAGCGUCAGUCCCGAGGGAUAUUUUGAACGAACAGCUGGUGCAACCACCACCGCCCAGGGUCCAAGCGCCUUUGCGAGGAGGUCUAAGAGAAACGCGAUGGCCGGUAGUGGCAGAAGGAGGCCAACGGUGUACGGGUCGCGAAGGAGGAAGAAGAUCGUGGCGAGGCCCGAUCCAGUGGUCCCGGACAGUCCUGUGUGGUUCGUGCCACCAGAGAGGCGGAGGUCGAGCCGACAGAGAGGCAGGGUCUGGCGGGAGGUGAGGUACCUGCCCCAGGACGAAGGAAGGUUGGAGGAUGCCGACAGCAACGACAGCAAGGCUCGGCAUAACAGCAACGAAAACAACUGGUCCAACGACUCGAACCUGUCGGACGAGUUCGACGACAGGAAGCUCCUGCUCUCGGGGGAUUUUGAAGAACGGGGUCCCAAACAAGGCCUCACCAGGGGAGAUUGUUGCAGUAACAACAACAACAACAACAACGCCUCGAGCCUCGACUCGUCGUCCCUGAUAUCGAGCUACUCCGCGUCGCUGCUGCCCAAGCCGAAGAUCAGCGACUUCAACGAGGAAAAAAUAUUCUACGAGGAGUACCGGGGAGACGCGGCCAGUAAGUCCGCGAAGUCCUCCGGCAACAAGACGGUGGUCGAGUGCAAUUACUUUGCGAGCAGUCAAUUUGUGGGAUUUGUGGCCAAGAGCGCAGCGCGAACUGCUGCUACUGGCGGUGGAUCUGGUAACGCGGUGUCGCGGUGCGUCGAGUGUACGUUGGCUCCGUCGUCGACGAGUAGUGAAAGUGAGCCCGAGAAGCAGCGGCAGGGUCGCGUGCUUUUGGUCGUCGGGGCAAAGGACGCCAAGGACGCGGUGGUGGGUGCUGGUAGGACUGGCAACGCCGAACGGCGAAACUGCUCGGUCGUGUUGGUGCUGGAGGGCCAGAGGCCGAGUGGUGCUGGGUCGAGGCAGCAGGAGGUUGGACCCGGGCAGAGGAGGAGGCCGCUCAGGAGAAAAUCCCAGCUCGCUAGGAGAGGUGGUAACGCUGGACUGGGGCUCGCUGGGGGCGGUGCUGCCAGACAGCCCGUGUACCUGGCCAGAAGAAGAUCCUCGCUGAGGAGGAGACCCUGCAGAGACAUCACGCAAAAGGGCUACGAGAAAAAGCGAACGCGCCUGCUCCAGCAGUACGCGUCCAAACAGCUUGGUAAAGGGACGAAUGGUUGCGGCAGUGGUAACGGAAGCAGCGGCGGCCUCGAAAGGACGAGUUUCGGCAGUGGGAGCGGCAGCGGUGGCGGUGGGCGCCCCCAGCCCCGCGCCCGGCGCACUCAGCGACGCGUCACUCACUCCGAAAAACGCUAUCACUCAGGCGGUCGAGUCGCGGCUAAUAGCGGAAUCGGCGCACCUUUGGCUAACCCCACGGCCAACAACAACGCGAGCAACAACUCGAACUCGUCUGCCGCGAGGCGCGGCAACCGCAGGCUCACGCGCAAUGAGAGUCGAUACCAUUCCGAAGUGCGCCAGGAGGCAGUACAGCAGGCCCUGGCGGCGAUGCAGGGCCGGCCGAAGCCCUCGCUGCCGAUGCCGUCGAAGCGGACCUCGGUGAUGGCCCGCAGCCCCGAGCGGCCGGAGCGCACGAGCUCGAAUUGCACGACGACAAACGCCGCCGGGGAGUCGAGCAGCGACGAGGACAGCGUAGUCACGGAGGAGAGUCCCGGGGCCGGCGGACCCACCGGCACCGGGCUCUCGGACACCAGCAGCACGGGCUCGGCCCGCGACACCCCACCACCCCCCAGGCCACCGGCGCGCCGGCCACCCGCCGACAUAACCGACAUAGCCGAGUACACGCCCCACGCCUACUGCAACCUCGUACAGCCACCCGAUGUCACGCACACGUCACGGAGACCAGCUGGUGCAGACCGAGUGAACAGGUACCACGUGGUGGAGGACAACAACACGGGGACGACGGGUCGCUGGAAGGUCUCGGCGAAGAUACAGCAGCUGUUGAACACCCUCAAACGGCCUAAGCGCCGACCAUUGCCCGAAUUCUACGAGGACGACGACAUCGAGCUCGAAAUAGCUGCCAAUCCCAAGGAUCCAAACGCCCCGAAGCCCGAGGGUGGCACGAUGACGCCCGCGGUCGGCGAGUCGAUGUCCGUACCCUCGGGAUUACCGCGAUCGCUCGAGUGCGCCAUUCAGAGGUACGGCUCGGCAUCGUAUAAGGCUCCCGCGGCUACGGUCCUCGACCCUAACGGCAAGCUCUGCGUGACCCUGACCUACGGCAAGCUCCUGAGCCGCUCGUACAAGAUAGCCUACACGCUGCUGAACAAGGCCCUAAGCCGCGUCGUUGGCGAGUGCUGCCUGAAACCCGGGGACCGCAUAGCCCUGGUCUACCCGAACGACGACCCCAUAAACUUUGUUUGCGCGUUCUACGGCUGCCUGCACGCGGGCAUAGUCCCCGUGCCGAUCGAGGUACCCCUGACCCGGCGCGACGCCGGCUCCCAACAGAUCGGCUUUCUACUGGGCAGCUGUGGCAUCCAGGUGGCCCUCACGAGCGAGGCGUGCCUGAAAAAUCUCCCCAAGACGAGCGCCGGCGAGGUGGUGGCGUUCAAGGGCUGGCCCAAGCUGCACUGGUUCGUCACCGAGCACCUCGCCAAAACGCCCAAGGAGUGGAUACCACCCACCAGACUGACCGACGACACCCCGGCCUACAUCGAGUACACGACCGACAGGGACGGCUCGGUCAUGGGGGUGACGGUCACCCGGGCGGCCAUGCUGGCCCACUGUCGGGCCCUGGCCCAGGCGUGUGGCUACACCGAGGGCGAGAACAUGGUCUGCGUGCUCGACUUCAAGCGCGAGGUCGGGCUUUGGCACAGCACCCUCACGAGCAUCCUCAACGGGAUGCACGUCAUCUUCAUACCGUACGCCCUGAUGAAGGUCAACCCGGCCAGUUGGAUGCAGAUGAUAACGAAGCACCGGGCCAGCGUGGCCGUGGUCAAGUCGCGGGAUCUCCACUGGGGCCUACUGGCCACCAAGGACCACAAGGACAUAUCUCUGUCGACCCUCCGGCUGCUCCUCGUGGCGGACGGGGCGAAUCCCUGGUCCCUGUCCUCCUGCGACCAGUUCCUCUCGGUCUUCCAGCCCAAGGGCCUGAGGCCCGACGCCGUCUGCCCGUGUGCUUCGUCGAGCGAGGCUCUCACCGUGUCCGUGAGGCGGCCUGGCCGGGCUGGGGUCAACGCCACGGGCCGCGGGGUGCUGAGCAUGUCCGGCUUGAGCUUUGGCGUCGUCAGGGUCGACCAGGAGAACUCCCUGACCUCGCUCACCCUCCAGGACUGCGGCCAAGUCAUGCCUGGAAGUAUCGUGACCGUCAUCAAGAUGGAGGGUCCACCGUUGGUCUGCAAGACGGACGAAGUAGGCGAGAUCUGCGUCCACAGUCCUGCCACGGCCAGCCAGUACUGGGGACUCCAGGGCAUGACCAACAACAACUUCAAGGUGAUACCCCAGCAGACGGAGGGCCAGCCCCUCGGGGACGUCGAGUACACGCGCUCGGGUCUCUUGGGCUUCCUUGGGCCGGGCAACCUGGUCUUCGUGUGCGGCUCCCGCGACGGCCUCAUGACCGUCACCGGCCGGAAGCACAACGCCGACGACAUCAUCGCCACGGUACUGGCCGUCGAGCCCAUGAAGUUCAUCUACAGGGGCCGAAUCGCGGUGUUCAGCGUUAGGGUCCUCAGAGACGAGAGGAUAUGCGUAGUGGCCGAACAACGGCCCGACUGCAGCGAGGAGGAGAGUUUUCAGUGGAUGUCGCGAGUCCUGCAAGCCGUCGACUCGAUCCACGCGGUCGGUAUCUACUGUUUGGCCCUCGUGCCACCCAACUACCUGCCAAAAACACCCCUGGGCGGCAUACACCUGUCCGAGACGAAGAGGCGCUUCCUCGAGGGCACGCUCCACCCGGCCAACGUGCUCCUCUGUCCGCACACUUGCGUCACGAAUCUGCCAAAGCCACGUGAGAUUCAUUCGGCGGGGGAUUCCGUUACAGAUGUCGGACCGGCGAGCGUCAUGGUCGGCAACAUCGUCCAGGGCAACCGGCUGGCCUCCGCCCAGGGCAGGGAUAUCGGGGUACUCGACGAAGACAGCGACAGCGCGAAAAAGUACCAGUUCAUCUCGGAGAUACUGCGGUGGCGAGCCGUGGGCACCUCGGACCACGUGAUCUUCACUGCGCUGAACUCGAAGGGCGCGGUGGCGUCGUCGCUGUCGUGCUCGCAGCUCCACAAGAAGGCCGAGCGCAUCGGCAACCUGUUGCUCGAUCGCGGCAGGAUCAACACGAGCGACCACGUGGCCCUGCUCUUCCCACCCGGCACCGACCUCAUAUGCGCCUUCUACGGCUGCCUCUACGUCGGCGCCGUUCCCGUCACCAUCCGACCACCCCAUCCGCAGAACUUGCAGACCACCCUGCCCACCGUGCGCAUGAUCGUCGACGUCAGCAAGUCCGUACUCAUUCUCACGAACCAGAGUAUCCUCAAGUUGCUCAAGUCUAAGGAAGCAAACAACGCGGUCGAGGUCAAGAGUUGGCCGACGAUCCUCGACAUGGACGACAUGCCAAAGAAGAAACUGCCGGUGCUGUAUCGCGCCCCCACGGCCGAGAUGCUGGCUUACUUGGACUUUAGCGUCUCGACGACCGGCAUGCUCGCCGGCAUCAAGAUGUCCCACGCGGCCGUCACCUCCCUGUGCCGGUCCAUGAAGCUCGCCUGCGAGCUCUACCCCUCGAGGCACAUAGCGCUCUGCCUCGACCCCUACUCGGGUCUUGGUUUCGCGCUUUGGUGUCUCAGCAGCAUAUACAGCGGCCACCACUCCAUACUCAUACCACCUUCCGAGGUGGAGGCCAAUCCGGCCUUGUGGCUGUCGGCUGUCAGUCAUUCCAGGGUCAGAGAUACGUUUUGCUCCUACGGUGUGAUGGAGCUUUGCACAAAGGGCCUCGGCUCCUCGGUGCAGACGCUCAAGGCACGAGGCGUCAGUCUGGCCUGCGUGAGGACUUGCGUCGUCGUGGCCGAGGAGAGGCCGAGGAUAGCACUGACGACGAGUUUCAGCAAACUCUUUUCCGCCCUUGGCCUGAGCCCCCGAGCCGUGUCCACCUCGUUUGGAUGUCGAGUGAACACCGCCAUAUGCCUGCAGGGCGCCUCGAGUCCGGAACCCUCGACGGUCUAUGUCGACUUGCGCGCCCUGCGCAACGACCGGGUAUCCCUAGUCGAGCGUGGCUCACCUCACUCGCUUUGCCUGAUGGAGUCCGGCAAACUCCUUCCCGGUGUCAAGGUCAUUAUCGCCAAUCCCGAGACGAAGGGCCAGUGCGGUGACUCGCACCUCGGCGAGAUUUGGGUCCAGUCGCCCCACAACGCCAGUGGCUACUUCACCAUCUACGGCGACGAGAGCGACUACGCCGAUCACUUUAACGCUCGGCUCGUCACUGGCAAUACCGGCGAGGUGUACGCGCGCACCGGCUACCUGGGCUUCCUCAGGCGCACCGAGGCCGUGCAGCAGAGCUCCGGGGGACCGGAGAUUCCCGGGGACAACAGCUCGGUGUCCGAGGUUGACGUGGCACCGGGUGAUUCCGAGCUGCACGACGCUGUGUUUGUCGUCGGCGCCCUGGACGAGGCGAUUCUGUUGCGGGGCAUGAGGUACCACCCCAUCGACAUUGAGAACAGCGUCAUGAGAUGCCACAAGAAAAUCGCCGAAUGUGCUGUGUUCACGUGGACGAAUUUACUCGUCGUCGUGGUGGAGCUGGAUGGCAGCGAAAGCGAGGCGCUAGAUCUCGUCGCCUUGGUAACCAGUGCCGUGCUCGAGGAGCAUCACCUUGUCGUCGGGGUCGUCGUAGUCGUCGAUCCGGGCGUCGUACCCAUUAAUUCGCGUGGCGAGAAGCAGCGCAUGCACCUGCGCGACGGCUUCCUCGCGGAUCAACUCGAUCCCAUCUACGUUGCGUACAACAUGUAAACAUCGUAUUAUAGGGAUGUAUUUGUUGUACCAUCCGAUGCGUUUUUCAUCCCCUCAAUGAUGACUAGCUUGCAUCACGUUUCGUCGAUUGACCUGAGCUUUUUGUGCGUUCUUUUGGAGUAGACGCUCCAGAUUUUGGGGGGGGGACGAAAAGAAGUCGAGUUUUCAGACAAGUUAUGUUACUUUGUUGUUAGGUUUCUGUCUUUUUGUUUGUGCCGAAAAUUCGUUUACGGAAUAAACCAACCGUUGGGUACAUAAACAAGCGAAUUCAAUGAAGCACCAGUUCUGCUGCACUAGUUUUUUUUUUGUUUGUAAACUCAACUAUGCCGUUUAAUAUAUUUUUUUUUGUUUGUUUGUUUGAAAAAACACUUUUUUUACCACCAACUCUGUGAUGAGAUGAAGCAAGUAGUUAAAUUUGUAAAAGGUAUCUAUAUAAUAUAUCAAAUGGCGAUAAAAUACACAAAUUUUACAGUUUAUGCAUUUUUUAUAAUAGUGCAGAAAUUUUGCGAAUAAUUAGUGAUAGAAUGAACCUAAAGAGCUUACACUGCAGAUGGUAAUUGUAAAGUUUGUAGCGAAACGACUGCGCACGUAAUUUUUUUGUUAUUACGAUAGAAAACUAUAAUGCUUUAGGUAUUAUGCUAUCUCAAUUAUUAAAUUAAAAAAAAAUAAUAACGGGGUUUUUCUUAAAUUUUCUCAAUAAUACUUAUGACUGCAGAAUUUACACAUUACAUACAUCGAUUCGCACACUUGGAUUAGUUGUCCAUUUUAAGAACAAGACAGUGAUAAUUUUGUAACGUGUCAUUAACGACCUAUUAUAUAUUGUAAUCCACCGUUUUAUACUAAUAAACGAUCAAAACAACGGGAUGUCAAUUUUUCGUUCAUACGCCAAAUGGACUUGCAUAUGACUGUUUCUGUUUUUGAUAAAGUGUACAUUUGUUGAUACGUUUAUAAUUUUAUAAGCCUACUUUAUUUUUGUAAAAAGUACAGUGUAAUGGGAGCAAAAGGCACUGAUGUUGCAGUGACAAGCAGCUUUUACCCCACCAUCUUUUUUUAUGUAAUUGUACUGCAAUUUCCUAUUUUUUUUUUUUUUUUUUUCUCUGCUGAAGUAAUUAUCGUAUAACAGUUAGUAAUAAAGCAAACAAUGAUAGCAGCUAGAACCUUUGUACAUAAAUAUGAUAACGCUGAUAAGCUGUAAGUAAAUAAUGGACUAAUAGGACCUUUCUUUUUUAUUUUGUACUUUUGCGGAACCGUGCCAUCACGUUUACAUGUAUGUAUAUCUAUUUGUAUAUUUUACCACGCGUAUAGUACUGUCACAUUUUUAUGUUAAACUCGAAGCGCCGAUUAACUAACCCGUAGGUAUGUAUGCGAGUGUUGUCAAAGACGUCCUAAAAGUAUAAUAAACCACUAUCUUUGGGUCAGGUAUGAGCAAAUAAUAAAGUCUCUUGUAAGGAAAUGUCAAAUGAAAUAUUUUAAUAACUGAAAUAACAAUGAAAAAUAAUAAACAUUUUGGACGUGAAGGACAAAUUUUUUUAAUACUCGAAAAAAAUAAGCGACGAAAGUGAAUUUGUAAUACAUAUACGCGAUACCCAACUAUUUAUAUAAAAAGCAGUAAAUUUUCUAUUGUAUACACAUUAGCUCUUAAAGGCAGUUGGUAAUAAUUAUACAAAGUCA
This is a messenger RNA of Copidosoma floridanum, 8895 nucleotides long. It is a transcript of the gene DIP2, whose product is annotated as disco-interacting protein 2. The record is from RefSeq and is a predicted model, not a curated record. NCBI's taxonomy places the organism in Eukaryota, Metazoa, Arthropoda, Insecta, Hymenoptera, Encyrtidae.